AUGUCGUCGUACUCGUUGUUCCUCUUGGCCGCCGUCGUCGCCCUUCUCGCCUUCACACCGUCUGUCUCAGCCGAAGGAGACGAUCUUCUCGAAUACGUCAAAUCGAUUGAGCCAUUGACUAUUCGCAGAUCUCCACUCGCUUGUCCACUUCCAGUCGUCGGAUCCGCUUGUCCUGAGGAGAAUGUCUUCUGGUACUUCAAGUGUUGUGGACAGAUUGCCGAUCAGUGUUGUUUCCGUCUUCAGGACUGGGUGACCGUACUCCUCCUCUUCCUCGCCGUCUGCACCAUCCUCUCGAUCAUCAUCAACUGCGUCCGAUGCUUCUGUUGCGCCUAA
This is a messenger RNA of Caenorhabditis remanei, 333 nucleotides long. RefSeq lists its product as uncharacterized. NCBI's taxonomy places the organism in Eukaryota, Metazoa, Nematoda, Chromadorea, Rhabditida, Rhabditidae. Bases 1 to 333 code for a protein of 110 amino acids. The transcript is spliced from 2 exons. The record is from RefSeq and is a predicted model, not a curated record.